UUAGUAACAAACUCCACAUCCGCGCCUCUUCUUGAGAUGCAUUGUACUCUCCUGUGGCUGUGCGUUGUGGUGAUAUCAGGAAGGAAGGAGAGCGCGAGAAGCUGCCGGUGUGUUGUGAAUGAGAGUGGUGGCGCUGUCUAGCGAGAAUCAAGCCGUGACUCACACCGAGAAGAAGUGAAGGAAGUGCUGUUACUCAUCGCCGUCAACAGUUGAUCUUCUUCCUGAACGCCAAGCAAGAACAAAGGAAUGAUCCUGACCGCUCGUGGCAAUUCCCUGGAGGCUGGACAUUUCGACGCACUGGGGGACACCGAUGCAAACAGACGCGUGAGAAGGUCCAUGACAGCACCAUCCUUCCCAACGAGGACAAGGUUCAGUAGAACGAUUUCAGAUAAGAAAUUUCGUGUCUCCGGCGACUCGCCACGCUUCCUGCAGGCGUCCGACUCCGACAGCCUCGUCAUCGGGCCCCAUGACAACACUGAUCCUCGAGCUUGCUUCAAGAUUCACUACUUCGACGUGCUCAGCGUGCCCGGCAACGUGGUGGUGUUGGAGUCUACCAGCCAGCGCUACAUCACCAAAGAUUCUGACAACAGCAUGAAACUAAAGGCAGGAAACGAUCCACAACAGACAAAUCAAACUGACGACAGGUUCUUCAUCGUGCAUAUGGAUCAAGGCGACAACUCCAUUUACCUGAAACAGCUUCACUCCGGCAACUACCUGUCUGCCUCCUCCUCGGGCGCGAGUCUGGUUCCAUCCAGAUCUGAAGCAACGUCAUUUAAGCAGUUCGAUUGCAACGGCAACUGAGAUGCUGACGGAGAUCACACGACGUGUCAGGGUGUUUUUGGUACGGAGCGCGCCUCAUGCCAGUCAUUGUCGCCUUAUCCUGAUCCACGAGGCCGCCAUCAAAAGAUUCGGUUAAUCCUACAAGACAUCGCCUGACCAUCAAUUACCCACAAAAUAGAUAGAUAAUUUAUUUAACACAAAUUAAAUUUACACAGUUCAGUACUUAUAAAUCUAUAUACUGAUGCACGUAAAUCACUAAACUUGAAUAUUCCUUUCGUGUUUAAAAUUCUUGAAAGAUUUGCCUUAAAAAAAUAACGCUAACGACCUAAGGUGCUCCAUGUACAACACUUGCAGCAGCUGUAGCAGUAUUCUACGCAGUCUUGAUAAUAUUAAAACGGAAUAAUAAUUUUAUUCUAAUGUUACUCAUAUUUAUAUGCUUAUUUAACUUAUUUAUUUAAUAAUGUAUUAAUCUAUUAAUAUAGUUUGUUGUUUGUUUGUCGUUAUUUUAUGACGCAUUGUUCUUCAGAUCGUUUGUUAUCAAAUAUUUUUUUGUAAAAAUGUGUCAGCGAUGUGUGAUACAUUUCCUAAAAAUUGUAUUUUGUUAGCAUGAUGUAUUCACAUCAUCGUAUCAAAAGAUUCAUCCUGGAUUUUCUACACUAUCAGCGAAUUUUGUUAAUUUUUACGGUAUUAUUGGCACAGUACUUAUAGUGAAAAAAAUGUUAGUUUUUAGAAAAUGUGAUACAACACCAUUUUUAUAAAUUAAAUUAUAAUUUUCAUAAAACUUG
Scylla paramamosain (green mud crab) is the source of this 1565-nucleotide messenger RNA. RefSeq lists its product as uncharacterized. The transcript is spliced from 7 exons. The record is from RefSeq and is a predicted model, not a curated record. Bases 247 to 801 code for a protein of 184 amino acids. Lineage: Eukaryota; Metazoa; Arthropoda; Malacostraca; Decapoda; Portunidae.